This is a messenger RNA of Aphanomyces invadans, 408 nucleotides long. RefSeq lists its product as hypothetical. The transcript is spliced from 2 exons. The record is from RefSeq and is a predicted model, not a curated record. Lineage: Eukaryota; Oomycota; Saprolegniomycetes; Saprolegniales; Verrucalvaceae. Bases 26 to 274 code for a protein of 82 amino acids.
CUCACACACGACGCACAAGACGCCCAUGUCGACGACCACCUUCAUGAUCCGCCGCAUCUCGCGCGAGGACGAUGAAAUCAAGCAGCUCCACGCCACCGCCAUAAAGUGUAAGGAGCAUAUCCAACAAUACUAUGCAGGCAAGGGGGGCAUUGGUGGCGGAAACGAUGUGCUUCCAGUCGAGUGCCACGAAUUCCUCCCUCACUACAGCCGGGAGAAAGACGCGACGCCAAAACAAGUCGUGGUACGAUAUGGAAUAACUCCUUUAAGCGUUUAGCUGCGCCGACGCCAAACCCGCCAAGUCGAUGGCCCACUGACUUCAGCGGGUCAAGGAGAAAGCUGCUCCGUGGGCGUUGUACAGAAGUAGGAGUAAUGUUGCAAAUGUAAUUGGUUGAGCUGAAUGACUCUCGC